Molecule: messenger RNA, 2997 nt
Organism: Phyllostomus hastatus (greater spear-nosed bat)
Lineage: Eukaryota; Metazoa; Chordata; Mammalia; Chiroptera; Phyllostomidae
Gene: VPS52
Product: VPS52 subunit of GARP complex
Exons: 20
Coding region: 297-2411 (704 amino acids)
Biological process (GO): endocytic recycling; retrograde transport, endosome to Golgi; Golgi to vacuole transport
Cellular component (GO): GARP complex
Molecular function (GO): syntaxin binding
Source: RefSeq, a predicted model, not a curated record
GUCCACUGGACUACUGAGAAUCUGAAUUAUUCUGUCACAAUUUCCGGCGCAGUUCUUUACUGUUCAUCAAGUUUUGGGAUAUAAGAGCAGCGAAGGUUCCGGGUGAGGUUGUGCUUAAGACUUCCACUUCUCAUUGUACUUGGGUGAAGUGGUUAGAGCUCUAAGGGAAGGCUGGAGUCAAUUUAACGCAAGUAUCUGGGAACGAUUUCACGCUGUGCAAACCACUCGACCUGUAGUUCCUUUCGUGAGAACGGACUCGCCGUGACUGACAGCUGCCGGAAGUGAGGCUGCGUGGAAUGACGGCUGCUGCCACAAUGGCGGUAGCUGCGGCGGAGCUGGUGAUGAGGACCGGAGCCUCAGAUAUGGAGGAAGAGGAGGGCCCGCUGGGGGAUGGUCCUCGUCUUCAGGAGCCAUUGCAACUUGGAGAGUUGGACAUCACCUCUGAUGAAUUUAUCAUGGAUGAAGUGGAUGUUCACAUUCAGGCAAAUCUGGAGGAUGAUUUAGUAAAGGAAGCUCUUAAAACGGGUGUGGAUCUCCGUCACUAUUCAAAGCAGGUAGAGCUGGAGCUACAGCAGAUUGAGCAGAAAUCCAUUCGGGAUUUGACCUUUGAGCGCAUGGAGCAGAUGUUGGGAGCUUUUCAGAGUGACCUCAGCUCCAUCAGCUCUGAGAUCCGGACGCUGCAGGAACAGUCAGGAGCCAUGAACAUUCGGCUACGAAACCGCCAGGCAGUUCGGGGGAAACUUGGGGAGCUUGUUGAUGGUCUGGUAGUGCCCUCUGCUCUGGUCACGGCAAUUCUGGAGGCACCAGUGACAGAGCCCAGAUUCCUGGAACAGCUGCAGGAACUGGAUGCCAAAGCAGCUGCAGUCCGAGAGCAGGAAGCUAGAGGUACAGCGGCCUGUGCAGAUGUCAGAGGUGUGCUCGACCGACUCCGGGUCAAGGCAGUGACGAAGAUCCGAGAGUUCAUCCUUCAGAAGAUUUAUUCCUUCAGGAAACCAAUGACCAACUAUCAGAUCCCCCAGACGGCCCUGCUGAAGUACAGGUUCUUCUAUCAGUUCCUGCUGGGCAAUGAAAGAGCAACAGCAAAGGAGAUCCGGGAUGAAUAUGUGGAGACACUGAGCAAGAUCUACCUCUCUUAUUACCGCUCCUACCUGGGGCGGCUAAUGAAGGUGCAGUAUGAGGAAGUUGCUGAGAAGGAUGAUCUAAUGGGAGUGGAAGAUACGGCAAAGAAAGGAUUCUUUUCGAAGCCGUCACUGCGAAGCAGAAAUACCAUCUUCACCCUGGGGACCCGUGGCUCUGUCAUCUCCCCCACUGAGCUGGAGGCCCCCAUCCUGGUACCCCACACUGCCCAGCGGGGAGAACAGAGGUAUCCGUUUGAGGCCCUCUUUCGCAGCCAGCACUAUGCCCUCCUAGACAAUUCCUGCCGGGAAUAUCUUUUCAUCUGUGAAUUCUUUGUUGUGUCCGGCCCGGCUGCGCAUGACCUCUUUCAUGCUGUCAUGGGCCGUACGCUCAGCAUGACCCUGAAGCACCUGGAGUCCUAUCUCGCUGACUGCUAUGAUGCCAUUGCUGUUUUUCUCUGUAUCCACAUUGUCCUCCGGUUCCGCAAUAUUGCAGCAAAGAGGGAUGUUCCCGCCCUGGACAGGUACUGGGAACAGGUGCUUGCCUUGCUGUGGCCACGGUUUGAGCUGAUACUGGAGAUGAAUGUCCAGAGUGUCCGAAGCACUGACCCUCAGCGCCUUGGGGGCCUGGAUACUCGGCCCCACUAUAUUACGCGCCGAUACGCAGAGUUUUCCUCUGCUCUCGUCAGCAUCAAUCAGACAAUUCCCAAUGAGCGGACCAUGCAGCUGCUUGGGCAGCUCCAGGUGGAAGUGGAGAAUUUUGUCCUCCGAGUGGCAGCUGAGUUCUCCUCAAGGAAGGAGCAGCUUGUGUUUCUGAUCAACAACUAUGACAUGAUGUUGGGUGUGCUGAUGGAGCGUGCUGCAGAUGACAGCAAAGAGGUUGAGAGUUUCCAGCAGCUGCUCAAUGCUCGGACACAGGAAUUCAUUGAAGAGUUGCUAUCUCCCCCUUUUGGGGGUCUGGUGGCAUUUGUGAAGGAGGCGGAGGCUUUGAUUGAGCGUGGACAGGCUGAGCGACUUCGAGGGGAAGAAGCCCGGGUUACUCAGCUGAUUCGUGGCUUUGGUAGUUCCUGGAAAUCGUCGGUGGAGUCUCUGAGUCAGGAUGUAAUGCGGAGUUUCACUAACUUCAGAAAUGGAACUAGUAUCAUCCAGGGAGCAUUGACCCAGCUGAUCCAGCUUUAUCAUCGUUUCCACCGGGUGCUGUCUCAGCCCCAGCUCCGAGCUCUCCCUGCCCGGGCUGAGCUUAUCAACAUUCACCACCUUAUGGUGGAGCUCAAGAAGCACAAGCCCAACUUCUGAUGUGCCGGACCCUGGGACUCAUGAGCCUUCUCCAUGGACUCCUAUACUUCAUCCAUCCCAUACCCUUCUUCACCUGGCGUGCCCCCCUCAGUUUUCCCCUUGCCUCCCAGGUCUGUGGCAUGCCUCACCCUGCCUUCAUUCCAGGACCGUGCCUCAUCAGGGUAGGCUAGGUCCCUUUAGCUUUCUGAAUCUCCCAGGGUCUUCAGGGUUCCCAGGACCACCUUUCCCUGGGCAUCCAGAGUGACAUUUACCAUUCUCCAAUUUUGUCUUUUGUCACCCCCUCUAUCCCUUCCCCCUAAAACACCUCAAAAAACCAAGGCUCUCUCAAUCUCUGGUUCAUUCAACUCUUGUCAGCAUGUCCUUAGGUGUGAAGCCUCAACUCUUGGAAUUAAUUGCUGGUAAGGGGAGACUGCCUCCAAGUCAUUGAUUUAUCUUUUUUUUUUCCUCCCAUGCAAAGUGGAUUCCUUUCUGUAGUUUUUUGACCUAAGAUCUCAGCAACUUGAACACUAACCAGUUCCCCUCCUCGCUUGAGAGAUACUCCAAGGUCAGUUUGCAGAGAACAAUAAAUAUUGAUAUGACACAACAA